AUGUCUCCAUCACGAACUUCCCAGCAUCGCUUCAGGUGUCGGUUUGCCGACUGCCCGUCCAGCUUCCAGCGCAAAGAGCACCGCAACCGGCAUGAAAGCCAGCAUACGGGCGCAUUAGCCCGCGCCUGUCCGCUUUGCGCCCGGACUUUCUCUAGAAGUGACUCCCUCCGUCGCCAUAUCCGCCUCGACCACGCCAACCCCCAAGCGCCCACCACGACAGGGACGAGUUCAACCCGAACAUCGCAAGCCUGUCGCCGCUGUCGUCUGGCCAAAACCCGCUGCGGCGGCGGCAGUCCAUGCGAUCGAUGUCGCGCCCAGCCGCAUCUUUGCAUCUACGACGAACCCCAGAGACAGCAGCAACAAUCCCAGCAGCAUGAACAGCAUGAACAGCAUGAGCAGUAUGAGCCGCAUGAGCAGCAUGAGCAGCAUGAGCAGCACGAACAACUUCAGCCACAAGACCAGACGCCGCCCUGCUCGCCCCCGUUCCCCACCGUCGAGCCCGAUCCAACCGCCCGAUUCACCCCCUACAUCCACCUCUACUUCACCCACUUCCACCCCCACUGGCCCCUCCUGCACCGCGCGACCUUCAGUGCCCCCGAUGAGCCCCUCCUGCUGUUACAGGUGGUCUCCAUGAUCGGUCUCUGGGUCAGCGACAAGCCCUCGGCCCGCGAAGCGGCCAUCAAUCUCCACCGCAAGAUGGGAUCCUCGAUCCUAGCCCAGCAGGAUAAAUGGGCACGUACCCUCCCCUUCAACACAGACGCGUGCGACACCAACAGCCACCCCGUAGAACCUCUGCAGCAACAGCAACAGCAACAGCAGGAACUCAUCUCGCACUGCCCCGUAGCAACCUACCAAGCCAUCCUCCUAUACCUCAUCUUCUCCCUAGUACAGACCAGCAGCCGGCCUCGCGCCCUCGAUCUCAGCCUCGCCCUCUCCCCAUCCGACCGCCACAUCCUCUCCGUCCUCGUGGACACCUGUCGCCGGAAUCGCAUCUUCUAUUACCCACGCAUGCUGCAGCGGUAUCACCGGACGAUCAACUCUGUUACUUGUAUCUGGGUGGGCGUGGAGGAGCUUAAGCGGCUUGGGUUGGCUCUGUACAAGGUCUCGCGGCUGUGUGGGGAGGAUUUGGGGGUUGAGGUGGGCGAGAGUGAGGGCGGGGCCACCGUGCUGACGCUGUCGGAUUUGCAGUUCCCUGUGCCGGAUAGUCGGCGGCUUUGGGAGGCGCAGUCGAAUCCUGAGCUGGCGCGGUUGUUGCAGAUGGAGGCGUGUAGUCGUGGUGGUGUUGGGGUACAGUUGGAUAGUCGGGAAGAGGGGAAUUGGAUUUCCACGUGUGGGCGGUUGUUGGAUGGUAAGGUUGAGAAUUGGUGGUUGUGA
Aspergillus homomorphus CBS 101889 is the source of this 1374-nucleotide messenger RNA. Its product is annotated as Zn(II)2Cys6 transcription factor. The transcript has 3 exons. Gene Ontology annotation, molecular function: DNA-binding transcription factor activity, RNA polymerase II-specific; RNA polymerase II cis-regulatory region sequence-specific DNA binding; zinc ion binding. The record is from RefSeq and is a predicted model, not a curated record. Bases 1 to 1374 code for a protein of 457 amino acids. Gene Ontology annotation, biological process: regulation of transcription by RNA polymerase II; DNA-templated transcription. NCBI's taxonomy places the organism in Eukaryota, Fungi, Ascomycota, Eurotiomycetes, Eurotiales, Aspergillaceae. Gene Ontology annotation, cellular component: chromatin.